Messenger RNA from Penicillium angulare, 1689 nucleotides. Its product is annotated as cytochrome P450. Bases 1 to 1689 code for a protein of 562 amino acids. NCBI's taxonomy places the organism in Eukaryota, Fungi, Ascomycota, Eurotiomycetes, Eurotiales, Aspergillaceae. Gene Ontology annotation, molecular function: iron ion binding; monooxygenase activity; oxidoreductase activity, acting on paired donors, with incorporation or reduction of molecular oxygen. The record is from RefSeq and is a predicted model, not a curated record. The transcript is spliced from 3 exons.
AUGUUCUCAAUGAAUGUCAUCCUCACGCUGAGCGUGCCCCUUUUAACGGCUAUCGGGUACGGCCUGUAUUGCGGGUACCAACAUCGGCGCAAGAUCAAUGAGCUUCGCAAACAAGGAGUGGCAAUGCCAAAAUGGAAUUGGAUCACUGGUCACCUUCUCAUUCUCGGGAAAUAUUUAGACCCCUUACCCUCCAACGCCUUUGUCCAGCUUGCUAUGCAAGAUCUAUCCCUGGAAUGGGGAGAGACAGAGGUCUUUCUUAUGGACGUCUGGCCUAUUUUCCCUGCUUAUUAUGUGGUAUAUGACCCACAGACAGCAGUGCAGGUCUCAACGAAGCUUAAUCUCCCCAAGACUUCUAACCAUUUGAAAUUCAUGAAGCCGAUCGUGGGCGGGCCUAACAUACAUUCUAUGAUUGGUUCUGAAUGGAAGUCGUGGCGCUCAAUAUUCAAUCCAGGCUUCAGUGCUAAUAGCAUGACGGAUCUCAUGCCUGCCGUCAUCGACUCUGUUCAAGUCUUUUCCGAUAUUCUACGGGAGAAUGUGGGGUCGGGAAUCAUCAAACUGGAUGAACUGAGUACUCGGUUGACAAUGGAAGUCAUUCUGAAGGUCACUCUGGAUAUGGAUUCAGGUCACCAGCGCUCAGAACACGAAAUUUCACGAGCUCUCAAAAGAAUAACAGCAUGGCAUUCUUUCUGGGAUCCACGUGUAUUAGCCAAUCCUAUACGACCAUUUAUCCAGAAAUACUACGGCAGCGUGAUGAAUCGAAUUAUCCAAAAAGAACUGCAUCAAAGGUUUCAAGAAAUUAAAGAAAAUAACAGCAAUGAAAAGCCUUUAGAAAAGAGCUCUAAGCGCGCAAAAUCCGUCAUCACAUUAGCGCUCGAGGCGUAUCUAGCUGAUCCUCUUUUCAACAAAAAUGGCAUCUCAACCGACACAUUAGAUGACCAUUUCGCCAGCUACGCAAGCUACCAAAUUCGCCUUUUCCUAUUCGCCGGAAACGACACAACCUCAAGCUCAAUUCUCUACGUCUACCAUAUGCUCUUCAAGCAUCCCGAGAUCGUGACCAAAGUCAAAGAAGAACACGACCGUAUCUUCGGCACCGACCCCUCCGCCGCAGCUGACCUUCUCAAAAACGAUCCAUCCCUUCUUAACCAAUGCCUACUCACCGUCGCCGUGAUUAAAGAAACUUUAAGAAUGUUUUCCCCCGCCUCGACAAAUCGCGGAGGCCAAGAAGGGUCCCAUUUAACUGAUCGGCAUGGGAAUGUCUAUCCAACAGAUUAUGUAGGUGCUAGUAUCUUGCACCAGGCAGCUCAUUAUAAUCCUCGAGUUUGGCCUCGGGUCAAUGAAUUUCUGCCCGAGCGCUGGCUCGUCGAUAAAGAUCAUGAGCUGUAUCCUGAUCCCAGUGCUUGGAGGCCGUUUGAGCAGGGGCCUCGAAAUUGUAUCGGUCAGACGCUUGUGUACAAUGAGAUGAGAUUGGUUUUGGUCAUGACGCUUAGGACUUUUAAGAUCGAGCCUGCUUAUGAUGAAUGGGAUGUGAUUCAGAGGCAGAAAGAAGGGUCGUUAACGAAAUGGGGGAGGUGGGCUGGAGUCGUUAAGGAUGAGAUUAAGACUGUUCAUGGGGAGAGAGCGUAUCAGACAGAGGAGGCGGGGGGUCAUCCGGCUGAUGGGUAUCCAUGUCGAAUUAGUCUGGCGAGCUAA